AUGUCUGCUGAUUCUUCCGCCACCACUGCUUCCUCCACCAAUUCCAAAGCCACUUCUUCCAGUCAAAGAAAAUUCAUCAAACGUCCUGAUGAUAAAGCUAUGAAGGAAGAAGUUGAAGCUUUGAAAAAGGAGAUCAAAAAGUUGGAUUUAACUAAUAAUGAAUUGAAUGCUCAAAUUCAAAAAUUACAAAUUGACCAAAAAGUUAUGGAUGAAAGAAACAAAUUGCAAGCUGAAUUGAAAUCUUUGAUUUCUAAGCAAUCAUCUGCCAAGAAUGAAAGAAACAACAUCAAUGAUCAAAUCAAAGCCAUUGAUGGUUCAAUGAAGAAGAAGAUUGCUGAAAUUCAACAACAAACCUCGAAGAACAACUUCAAGAGUGUUGCUGAAAUUGACGCUAGGAUUGACUCCUUGGAUAAGGCUAUUGAUGCUGGAAAUUUGAAAUUGGCUGAUGAAAGAAGAUUUGUUAAAGAAAUGAGUGCUUUACGUAAAUUACGUAAAGAUUUUGGUUCAAUUGAGAAAAUACAAGCUUCAAUUGAUCAAGACAAGGAAAAAAUUGCUGAGUUGAAGAAGAAAUUGGCUGGAACUCAUAAUAAAGAAGUUCAAGCUCAAUUUGAAACCAUUCAAAAGAAAUUGGAUGAAAUUAAUGAAUCUAAUAAAUCAGUUAUUUCUAAAAGAAACAAGAUUUAUGAUCAAAGAUCAGAAAUUAAAAAGCAAAAAGAUGCCAAGUAUGAUGAAAUUAGAAAAUUAAGAAGUGAUUUUGAUGCUAAAUUUGAAAAUUUCAAAAAACAAAUGGAAGAAGAAAGACAAAAGAGAGAUGAAGAAUACAAAGCUCAACAAGCUGAAAGGAAACAAGCUAAAUUAAAACAAAGAGCAGAACAAGAAUUGGCUGAUGCUUCAAUCCCUGCAUUCACUGAAGAAAUCAACUCUAUUCACAACUUGUUGUCUUACUUUGACCCAUCUUAUGUCAAACCAGCCACCAACAAAGCCCCAUCAGCAUCUUCAACCAAUGGAUCAUCAAUUCCAUCAACUACCAAGAACCAAGCUAGAGUCAUUGAAUUCCCUGAGGAUUUAGUUGUUGUCAAAAAGGAACAAGAUGAUUUCUUUACUGGAACCAAAAGAAAGGGUAAAGGUGGCAAAAAACAAGGUGGUAAAAAGAAUUUCACUGUUGCUCCUGAAAUUGUUGUUGCUUUAAGUGAUUUGACUAUUCCUUUCCCAUUGAAAGAAGAUGAUGUUCCUGAAACCAUCAAGACUUUGAAAGAAACUUUGGAUGCAUUACAAGAAAAACAAGAAGAGCAAACAAAGGUUAAUAUUGAAAGGGCCAAAGCAAAGAUUGCCAAAUUCAAAGAAGAAGAUUUUGAAGUUGAUGAAGAGGAAGAUGAUGAGGAGUAA
Messenger RNA from Lodderomyces orthopsilosis Co 90-125, 1386 nucleotides. RefSeq names its product Bfr1p (gene BFR1). Gene Ontology annotation, molecular function: mRNA binding. NCBI's taxonomy places the organism in Eukaryota, Fungi, Ascomycota, Pichiomycetes, Serinales, Debaryomycetaceae. Gene Ontology annotation, cellular component: endoplasmic reticulum; nuclear outer membrane-endoplasmic reticulum membrane network; ribonucleoprotein complex. Gene Ontology annotation, biological process: intracellular mRNA localization. Bases 1 to 1386 code for a protein of 461 amino acids. The record is from RefSeq and is a predicted model, not a curated record. The transcript has a single exon.